CACGCUAGACUCCGCUAGGCUAAUGUGUUGUGUUAUAGAGUCGGAAUGUUUUUAUGCAGGUAAAAACCAAUAGAGAGCACAAGUAGAUUAAUGUUUUGUUAUCUUUUGCGCGUAAAUUUGAAAACGUUUGAGUUAUUAGUCGUUGUCGUGUGGGUGAAAGUUGGAAUUGAAGAAGGGAUUCGACUCUAGAAGAAAUUCUUGUCACCGGCAGCUGUGUGUUGACAAGUUCCUGCGAGCCAUAGCGGAGAAAACUAUCUUUAGUUGUUUGCUAAAGUAAUUAAGGUUCUUCCGAGCUAGAACACUUUACAAUUGAUCGACAAAACCCUUUAAGAUGAAGCUGUGACUGAAAGCGUUAAUCCUGGAUGCUCCAAUGGAUGUUGUUUGUGGGGACAAAGUCUCAGUUCCAGAUGUCUCGGGAAAUGGACACUUGAAAGAAGAAGGAUGUGGUGGAUUAAAACGAAUAGAUAUCGAUAGCAAAGGAUUUGAUUUUCUGAAUUCUUCGCAUUUCUUACGAAGUCACGACAAAGCGAGUGGCGAGCAGUUGAGGAAGUAUAUUAGGUGUAACUCUUCGGAGGAGUCUGCUUUGCCAAAUGAGUCUGUUGGAGCUUCGUUUCUAAUGCAAAAUAAUAACAAUCGGAAAAGCAAAAAUGUGGAGAAUGGAUUCGUCGAGUGGAAUCAAAUCGAGAAGAUCAGUUGUAAUCCUUUGAACAAUUCUAAUCUUGUCGAGGAAGACAAAAGCUCUACCACAAAUGGGUGCUUAAAAACAGAAUCCAUGUCGAUUCAUUUGAUCUCGACAUUGAACAAAGACUCAAGACUGUCAGRAAGAAGCGRYUKCAGUGAUGAAUGUUUGGAAGAAUUUCAUUCAAUGCCGCAWACACCAAAUCGUUCAUCAAACGAACUMGCRAAUACAGCCGGAAGCGAUUCGCUAGGAGAAAAACAAGACGAUAGUUGCUUUACGGUACGUCCAGAAUAUCAUGCCUCAAAAAGYAGCUCGGAAAUACAUCACUUGUCACGUGGUGCAAUCUCCGAAAAGGAACACUCGAAAAAGAAAAUAUCUUUUAGGGCGUUGGUAAGGAUGAAAGGUUUGGGAAGAAAAUUGCGACGGAAACAUCAGGGCAAAACAAAACAAAARCAGGCUAACAACAAAAAGGAAUCCAGUGGAACUGAUCCGCUACUGUUCUCUGAYUCUAGUGCUAAAUACCUCUUAGAGUCRAGCGUGAGCGUCACUGAUGAUAACACAAACUGUAAAAAUCAAAUAACACAACACAAGCAGAAGCGCCCGAGCCUUCUSAAGAACAAGAAAAGCUACUCCUUUUCAGGGACUAGCACUCCUGAACACAUUUUUCAAGCUGAAUUAAGUUCAUCUUCUUCAGAUAUAGUCUGCAGUGAAGAGUAUCUAGGAAAACGUAGAUUUGCUGUGUGCGAGGAGAUUGAAAAGGCURUUAUCUGUGGAGAUCAAAGCUUGGCUGAACUGCGAUCUAUUUUGGUGAUACAACACAAACUGACAGGAUUUGGAUUACUUURAUCUUAUAACAUUCAAUUAUGAUAGUGAAUUAUUGUUUGUUAGAUCGAUGGCGUUUUAUUACAAUCAGUCGCUGGAGGAUGGCGCACUGYGCGCAUGUCACACUCUAAACGAGAAUCAUCUUUUCAAGGAAAUUAAGUGCUGAUGAAAUGAUGUAAGGAAAGUGCACACAAUAGCCUUAUGUUGCUAAUAUCAUCACAGUAUAUCGGUUUAACGCUGUAUAUUGUAAGGAUUUGGUCCAUUAAUUCAAACAAAUGGCCAUGACAAAUAUUGAAAUAUUUGAUCGCACAUUCACAACGAGAGAUUAUAGGUGAAAAGAAAUAAAAAAAAAAUAUUUACCAGGGCCGUGACAUGGUUUAUUGUUUCGUUCAUUUUUUUGACCAAUCUUCCGGUAMCAUUUCCACGAAAUUUCUUUUCAAAUUUGAUCCAUGUUCCCAAAACAAUGAGCGAUCCCAAAACAUUUUUAAAGUUUAUCCCCGAUCUCGAUCCGAGCACUAGCUGUAAUCCCGAUCCCAUGCAAAGGUAAAAACCUCCUUGAUCCCCAAAUAAUGCUGAUUCCUGUUCCCAUAUACCAUAUACCAUGUCACGAACCUGAUUUGCCAUAUAUAACUAGUACUAUUUUAUAAAUCACAUUUGAAAAGAAAGAGUCGUUUAGCAUAGUAUAUAAAAAAACUCUUAUUAUAUAAUCAA
Molecule: messenger RNA, 2212 nt
Organism: Exaiptasia diaphana
Lineage: Eukaryota; Metazoa; Cnidaria; Anthozoa; Actiniaria; Aiptasiidae
Exons: 3
Coding region: 371-1546 (391 amino acids)
Source: RefSeq, a predicted model, not a curated record